Messenger RNA from Diabrotica balteata, 2227 nucleotides. NCBI's taxonomy places the organism in Eukaryota, Metazoa, Arthropoda, Insecta, Coleoptera, Chrysomelidae. The record is from the annotation of a GenBank genome assembly.
AUGGAAUACACCCAUAAAGUUUUUAAUGACUUCCACAAUUUAGAAGUCGAAGACACUUUUGAAGAUGCUGUGGAUGGUCAAUGCCUUGGACUGCCGCGGAAUGGCAAAUCUGAUGAAGGAGAUGCCCAAGGAACAGAUGGAAACACGUCUGGUGAAAAAUAUGCAAGGAUGCCAGUGCACAAACAUUCUGCUUAUUACAAUAUGGAACAUCCUAAAAGAGGCAUGGCCCUUAUCUUCAACCACGAAUUCUUCGACGAUAAAAAGGUACCAACCAGAAAAGGUACUGGAGAAGACUGCCAAAACCUUAAGGAGUGUCUUAUUGCUUUGGGCUUUCAUGUGCAGGUUUUUAAGGAUUUAAAUAGCGAGGAUAUUGAACAACACAUUGAGGACACUGCCAAAAUCGAUCAUAAUAAAUAUGAUUGUCUGUUAAUUUCUGUUCUUUCCCAUGGGGACAUGGGAAUAGUAUAUGCAAAAGAUGUACCGUAUAAGUCGGACAAACUAUGGACACCUUUUACUGCAGACAAAUGUCCCAGUCUUGCAGGAAAACCCAAAAUAUUCUUCUUGCAAGCCUGUCGAGGUAAUCAAUUCGAUGGUGGGAUCACGUUGAAAAAAACUGAAACUGAUGGAGAGCAGACUUCUUAUAAAAUUCCAGUUGAAGCUGACUUCCUCAUAGUAUAUUCUACAGUGAAUGGUUACUACUCAUGGCGUAAUCCCAUUACAGGUUCCUGGUUUAUUAAAUCGCUCUGUGACGAACUGAAGAAAAAAGCUUUUGAACUGGACCUCGUGAGUAUUCUGACCUUCGUCUCUCAACGUGUAGCCGUAGACUUCGAAAGCAACGUUCCAGAUGACAUCACCAUGCACAAGCAAAAACAAAUACCCUGUAUAGUGAGCAUGCUUACUAGAUUUAUCCAGUUUAACCGUAAGAAGGAUUAAAAAAUUAGCUUUGGAUUGUGGAUACUCGUCUUAAUCGAUUUCAACAAAAAACCUCGCGUUUAUUUUAUAUUUUAAGUAUAUUUUAAAAUUGUAACAAUAUCUACAUGAUGAAUAAAAAAUUUUAUAAUAAAAACAAAUAUGAAUAAAUCCAGACAGGCUAAAUGUUCUAGAUUCUAGAUAUUUGCGGGGAAGGCGUCCGUGAAGCUGACCAAUCCAUGGAAUUCACGCUGGGGGUGUUAGGGGGAGCUAUGAGUAAGGUCGACGGGUCAGACAUGCUCACUAAGAGCGGUUUCAGACCCGCCGGCUGGAGGAAGAGGAGGUGAGUUUAGUCGGUAGGCGGUCUCGGCACACGGUACAGCGUGUCGGACUGAAUCCGACACACCAGGGACAUCUUCCCUGGCGGUCUUUUUUUUUUGAAGAUUCUCACCUCAAAAAAAAAGAUUCUAGAUAUUUAUUACAAAGAUUUUUCCCACAAUUUACGUUUUACGUAAUUGAUCAGCUCAAUUUUAUACACGUACAACCACAUGGAAUCUUAAUUUUCAGAAUAAUAUCGGUAACUUUCAUUUCACUCAAUAUUUGAAUUUCAUUUCAGUCAGUAAUCAUUUCCAUGGUACACAACUGCUUCUUCUUCACGUGCCAUCUCCGCGACGGAGGUUGACAAUCAUCAUGGCUAUUAUGAUCUUAGAUGCUGCUGCUCUGAAUAGUUCAAUUGAUGUGUAUCCGUACCAUUCCCUCAAGUUACGCAACCAUGAGAUUAUAACCAUACAACAUAACACAACUGCUAGUUUGUUAUAAUUGUGGAUAAUGGAUCUAUUGCUAAUAGUUAUAAUAAUUGCUUUCAAAUUCACGGCAGAUUGAGUACUAUGUGUGCUAGUUUCUCAUCAAUCAUCUGUCUAUAUUUUUCAUUUUCUAUCUUUAGUCUGAUUGGUUCGUUCGUUUUAUUAUUUUUUUUUUGUUUCCAAGACCGGUACAAGUUGUUUAAUCCUUAUUACAACCAAAUGACAAAACUCGAAUGCAAUUCAACAUAAACACAUGCAUUCAUUACAUACCUAACAAAAUAUGCCAGUUUGUUCGGUUUAUAUAACAUCGUCAUCGCUCCAUUCGAUGAUCAUGUCUGUGAUAAAACCGAAAUAUUAAAACAUAUGAAGCCUAAAACAAAUUUUCUCAAUUUUAUAAACAAUAAAUUACGAUUAUAAAUUAGAAAUAAUUGUUCUCGUUAUUUUUGUAUCGAUUAGUUGUUGAAAAUAUUUUCCAUAAACCUGUGUUUUUAAUAAAAUAAAUGUUUUAUUUUUUA